UUUAAUUGCUAUUAUUGUUAUUAUUAUAAUGGGAAAUUAGUCUCAAAUAUUGCAGCUAAAGAUUUCCAUCAGUCAAAAUGGCUCAGGAGAAGGCUGUAGCCGCUGCAACCGGAAUAUUGGUAGAAGAAAUAGAAGAUAAGAUAUUGGCUGAAUUUCGAAAAACAGAAGAAAGAAUUAAAUUUACACUGAAGGAAGUACAUCAUUUCCUUCGUAAUAAACUAAUCAAGACUGUCGAUACCGAUUGGUUAAACGAGUUGAAAAAUGUAGAAAUGCGACUGAUGGACUUGCAAAGAGAAUACGAGCUGAGAUUAUCAGAGAAAUGCCAUAGAGCCAAUACGAAGAAGACAAUUAAAGAAUAUUCUAAAUAUCUACAAAGAACUCGUACAACUGGUCAAAAUUGAAAUUUUUGAAGAAGAAAUUGUAUUUUUUUAACAAAAAUUAUUUGAAUCUCGUAGCAAGA
This is a messenger RNA of Centruroides sculpturatus (bark scorpion), 460 nucleotides long. RefSeq lists its product as uncharacterized. The record is from RefSeq and is a predicted model, not a curated record. The coding region runs from base 78 to 401 and encodes 107 amino acids. NCBI's taxonomy places the organism in Eukaryota, Metazoa, Arthropoda, Arachnida, Scorpiones, Buthidae. The transcript is spliced from 3 exons.